AUGAGGUGAGCCUCCACUCUCCAAAACUCCAACGCACGGCUUCAGGUCCGUCGUCUUCGCACUCAGCGUUCUGCUCGUCAUCCAACUCGCUCGUGUUGGUUCCAACUCAAUCGAUUGCCUCAUUUUCCAAAGUCUUUAGUCCAUGAACCUCAAUCAGCGCCUCCCGGCUGUCAUCCAAGAGAUGAACAAAUACGACGUCACGUCCACACAGCAAGACAUAACCGUCGACGUCAGCUCCGAGGAAAAGCCUAGACUCGCAACGGAUAUUUGCAGGUUGUAAUGCCGCAUGCACAAGUUUUCAAUGGCCCCGUCACCGGGCUCGGCGACGCCAAGAGCAAGCAGAGAAUCGCCGUGCAGAUCAAGAACAUCGAGGACGCGCUCUCGAAAGGGGCCGGAAAACGUCAUCGUCGUGAAGCCAUCGACAUUGGUUCGACUUUUCUUUUUCUUCUUACUUUCCUGGAACAAAUCAGCAUGUUCUUCAUUUUCAGCUUUGAACGCCGCCAGAGCCUUCGACGGCGCUUUCGAAACUUUCAAGGACUACGACAUUUUCUUUGAAUAUUAG
Molecule: messenger RNA, 562 nt
Organism: Caenorhabditis auriculariae
Lineage: Eukaryota; Metazoa; Nematoda; Chromadorea; Rhabditida; Rhabditidae
Source: the annotation of a GenBank genome assembly